Molecule: messenger RNA, 1998 nt
Organism: Zophobas morio
Lineage: Eukaryota; Metazoa; Arthropoda; Insecta; Coleoptera; Tenebrionidae
Exons: 19
Coding region: 647-1981 (444 amino acids)
Source: RefSeq, a predicted model, not a curated record
CAGCGUUGAUAGUUUGGGUAGCUCUUUCGUCAGUAGAAAGUUUACUAUUAGUGAAAUAGAUAGUAACAAGGCAAGUAAUGAAGAUAGAAAGAGUAUAGACUGUACGAAUUCGCGCGGUUUUUUAUUGGAAAGAAAGCAAAUAACUGCGAAUAAUUUUAAGAGUUGUAUUAGUCACAAUUACAAACACGACCCUAAAGAACAUCCCUUGAGUAAUAUUAAUAAGGUGGUGGGCAAAGCAGCUGAGAGUUGUGCAAGGUUGUUAUUUAAAGAUUUAACUAAUCAACUAAAAACUAUCAAUGUCGAACAACAUUUUGACCUUGAAGAAAACUUUAUUAACUGGAUUCAGUGUGAAAGUUGCAAAAAGUGGAGAGUCGUUCCCCUGGCGCAGUUCUUUCAAUUACAAGAUUCUUCCUUUGUGUGCUCUGAAAAUACUUGGGACCGUUUUAAAUCUUGCCAUAUAGGAGAGCAAAAACAUUUUUCUGACAUAAAGACCACCCUCCCAAUUUCUUUGUAUGAAAAAGGUCGUCUAGAAAAUGUUAUUAAGAAUAAUCAAUUUUUGAAAGUUUUGGGAUUCGACAAGGCUCUAAGUCUUAUAAAAUGUCCCAGUAUUGAAAAGCAUGUUAAAACCGUGCCCGUCAAAAAACGGAUGUUUGACAAAAGUUUAUUUGUUCGCAGAUCAGUUAGACCACAGACUCAGAGAAAAUUUUAUUCUGUUAUUGAUAUGUAUUCCGACAAGGAGCUAAAAAGAGUUAACUUGAGGCCUAUUAUCGUAAUUAGCCCAGCUGAGGGAACAAAGUUAGUUAAGGGGAAGAAGACUACGAUAGAAUGGGAGGGGGACUACAUAUUAGGCGCAACUGAUCUGUAUCUAGCGCUGAUUAAAGACGAGCCCUCCUGCGACUGGAUAUAUAUUGUUGCUCAAAAUGUUCAAUGCUCGCACCCCUCCACAGAAGGACGCUAUGAACUAGAAUGGGAAGUGCCUAUGGAUCUGGUGGUAGGCGAAAAUUAUUACUUGGAAAUAGCUUCGUGUGAGAAAAGAACAGUGGGACGAAGUGAGUAUCUCGUCAUAUUGAAUCCGUAUGGCUGUAUUAUUGAAGAGGAUGUAGGCGUGUGGUGCAAGUGUGGAGCCGCCACCUCGGAUAUGAACUACAAAGGCAUGUGGGUCAUAUGCACGCUAUGUAAGGCAUGGCAGCACGGUCUCUGUUAUGAUCUUACGGCGGACACUAAGAUCACUGAAAACUUUCACUGUUGCUUUUGUCAAAUGGGGUUAAACCAAGUCAUCCUGGCGUCUCGUUUUUUAGAAAUGCUAACUAAGACGACGACUUAUCGACGCCUUUUAAAAAACUCCUUCUGCUCUACACCGGACCACGUUGGAAAGUUUUUGGCGACUCUAAUACGUGAUAGCGACAGGUGCGUUGUUGAUUUAGGUGCCGGGACAGGAGCUUUCACCCGGUAUAUCACACAGCACGUUUGCUGCAUAGAAGACAAUACGGAGCGUUUUAACGUAGGUAGUUGGCAGUGCAAAACGGCUAUAAUUAGGCUGCUCUUAAGCACAAGUACAGGAAAAAAGGCCCAAGAAAACAGGACAUGGGUGCAAGCGGACAUUCUUAGCAAGCAUUUCUUGAAUGAGAUAGUGCAAAAGCCCAGUGAGAGAUACGAUGUUGUAUGCUCCAAUCCGGACUUUGAAGUUGCCCUGCAGUUUAUCUAUGUGGGACUGUUUUUACUUCAGUGUGGAAACGAAAACGCAAGGCUCAUAUUCCUUCUCCCAUCCGACUACUUUGAGGGCAGUUCAGCAAGAAUAAGAGCAUACAAGCUCCUCGAUAUGCACAUUGAAAAAGAAUACAGAAUAGGCAGACUUGGAUAUUUUCAACAUAACAGAGACUUGCACAAAGCAACUUCCGACUCUAUCUUUGUUUUAAAGCCAGGGCGUACAGGAAAAUUCGCUUACCACGUGGUAAACGCCAGACUGGCCGGCAUGUUAUGACAGUCUAGUACCGGGCA